Molecule: messenger RNA, 1468 nt
Organism: Toxotes jaculatrix (banded archerfish)
Lineage: Eukaryota; Metazoa; Chordata; Actinopteri; Toxotidae
Product: claudin-1
Exons: 4
Coding region: 166-777 (203 amino acids)
Biological process (GO): bicellular tight junction assembly; cell adhesion
Cellular component (GO): plasma membrane; bicellular tight junction
Molecular function (GO): structural molecule activity
Source: RefSeq, a predicted model, not a curated record
GAGCUCAAGUAUAACGGUCUGAGGAGGCAUUUGAAGAGAGAUCACUUUAAAUCAGUGCUGACUUCAUCGACCACUGAUCACUCAUUUUUGUUUGCACAUUUGGGGCAACUUCCAACCAAGUUCUCGGAUUUCUUUAUUCUCUGUCCUGUCUGCUGUUUUGUGGAUAUGGCCAGCGCGGGAAUGCAACUCCUCGGUUUCCUCCUCUCUCUAGUCGGUAUCGCUGCCACUGUUGCCGCCACUUUCAUGGUUGAAUGGAAGAAGCAGGCGCAGGGCAAGACGCACCGCAUCUAUGAGGGAUUAUGGAUGAGCUGCAGCGGCAACGAGAGAACGACCUGUGAAUUUCACGAGUCUCUGCUAAAACUGCCAACUGAAGUCCAAGCUACCAGGGCAGUGAUGUUGCUCAGCCUCUUUCUCUCCACUGUGGCUCUGAUGGUCUCCACUGUGGGAAUGAAGUGCACCCACUUCAUGGAUGCCAAGGCUGAGAGCAAAUCCACAGUAGCUAUGUUUGGAGGAAUCAUGUUCGUGGUUUCAGGUUUACUGACUCUUAUCAUCACCUCCUGGUAUGUCACGAUGAUUGUUAAGACCUUCCACACAUCCCAUCACUUGCAAAGCUUUGAGUUUGGUAGGGCAGUGUUUGUCAGCUGGGCCGGUGGCCUCCUCACCAUGGCUGGUGGCAUUUUCCUGAGCUGCCGGAGAUGCUCACGGUCCGAGGCGUCCGAGUCCAUAAGCUCCAACCACCUCCUUCCCAACACCAACACUAAGUCCAACUACGUCUAGUUGGGAGGGUACAGGAGGGGCCAGGAGAAGGGUUGACUCAGUCUGUCCAGAGGUUGACUUCUAGGAGGAGGAACCAUGCCACUGCGGGAUUGUUAUAAAUAUACCACCUACAUCCAGCCAGCAAUAAGGAUCAGGAUCAGAGUUACACACAGUAUCAGGCUGUGUGAAAUGACUUUGAAUCUAAUCUAUCAUGUGGUUGCAAACAACCACAGCUGUAGUUUCUCCUGUUGUCAGGUGUUAAUAUGUGAAGGAUUCAGUGUUUAAAUUACUUUCCAGUAAUAAAAAUUAAUUUCCGUGUUUUUUUUUUAAAUCAACAUGUUCAGUUUAAACAGAAUGGACUGUGUCAGCCUGCUUGUACAUGUAUGAAAUCAUGAAGUUUCUCUUCACAACUAAAAAUGAAGAAUACCUGUUUGAAUAGUUUUACAGUGUAGCCAUGAUGUUUUUACACUGUCUAACAAGAUUUUUGUACUUUUAUGGUGUAGUUUAAUAUUCAAGUUGUUCCCUUUACCUCUUCAGUUCCACACUGUUGUCAAUAUUUGUUUGUGUACAUGGUUUGUUAUAUGACUGACGUUUUAUAUUUUUAGUCCACAGGUUGUUUAUAUUUAGUUUAUGUAAUACAUUCUAUGGCUAUUUGAAAGAUAGAAGUAUGUACAUUUUGAAAAGAAAAAUAAAAUUAUUUUGUUUUCUUUAA